AUGCACUUCUCCACCACUGCCAUCCUCGCCAUUGCGGCUGCCCCUUUCAUCAGUGCGCAGUCUGGAGGCACUCCUCCGCCGUCUGCCCGGGUCGUUAACCGCUGCAGCUUUCCGGUGACGGUGUGGUCCGUGGGCAGCAGCAUCUCGGGUGGAUACACCCUGGGGGCGAACGGGGGCUACUAUGGCGAGCAGUUCUCGCGCGACCCCGUGACGGGCGGCCGCACGCUCAAGGUGACGCGCGAGUCGGACGGCCUCUUCACCGGCAAGCCGCAGCUCAACUUUGCCUACAACCUCGACGGCAGCCAGGUGUGGUACGACCUGAGCAGCGUGUUUGGCAACGCGCUGUCGGGCAGCAAGGUCGUCGUCGCCAGCGCCGAGGCCUCGUGCCCGGCCAUCGUCUGGAGCAGCGGCACGCCGCCCAGCGGCAGCCAGGUCAAGGUCUGCACGUCCAGCAAGGACGUCACCUUGACGCUGUGCGCGCCGUAG
Pyricularia pennisetigena is the source of this 486-nucleotide messenger RNA. RefSeq lists its product as uncharacterized. The coding region runs from base 1 to 486 and encodes 161 amino acids. NCBI's taxonomy places the organism in Eukaryota, Fungi, Ascomycota, Sordariomycetes, Magnaporthales, Pyriculariaceae. The transcript is spliced from 2 exons. The record is from RefSeq and is a predicted model, not a curated record.